This is a messenger RNA of Tetrahymena thermophila SB210, 2043 nucleotides long. RefSeq lists its product as hypothetical. The transcript is spliced from 7 exons. The record is from RefSeq and is a predicted model, not a curated record. NCBI's taxonomy places the organism in Eukaryota, Ciliophora, Oligohymenophorea, Hymenostomatida, Tetrahymenidae.
AUGUCUUAAAAAGCUGGUUUUGUAAAUUAAAAAUCUACUUAAAAUGUAACACAAGUGCAGAAAUAAACAUCAUAAAUAAAUAAAGUGUGUAUAUAAUCGUCAUAGAUUGCUCUGAAUCAAAUAAUACCUGGAUCAUAAGAAAACUAUUCUUUACUAUAUUCUUAUAUCAAGCAAGUUGAUAAAUGGAUAAGACCUAAAAAAAUGUCUAAAGAUCAAACAUAGAAGAUGAUUGAAGAAAUAUAUACAACAAAAUUUUAAAAAGAAACAUAGCAUCUCUUAUCUGGAAAAUCUAGUCUUAAAUUAUAAAAGAAUAUAAUACCUUUUCCGCAACAUGUAUAUGAGACUAUAAAAAAAAAGAGUAAAUAAUAAAAGUAGUUAGAAUAGUAAUUAGUAAACUUAUUAGUUAGUGUUGAGUUUUACUCCUAAAAAUAGCCAGAGAUUAAAUUAUUUUAGCAAUUUUUAUAAUAGAAUUAUGAUGAUGAUGAUUUGAUAUUUUUCUUAUUUGCAAGGGCUAUUUCAGAGAAAGUGGUUGGAGUGGAAUUUUAUCAAUAAAUAACUUAAAAAUAUCUUGAUCCUAGCUUGAUUUUUAUUAGUAUAAAUAAGGCACAAAGUAUUGCUAUUAUGGUAUACGGAGAAGCAGAUAAAGAAAAUUUAGAAAAUGUACUACAUAAUUUAAAAAAAAAUAGUGAUUUUGAUCCUACAGAUUUAUUGCAUAAGAGAGAAAGAAAAAUCUCAAUUUACAACAUAUUAAUUAUUCUAAUAAGUCUUUAUAGUAAUAAGAAUCUAUUGGCUGACUAAAAUGUAAACCUAUAAUCUAAUAAAAAUCAAAACAAGGAUUAAAAUAUAUCUAAAAUCACAGAGAGACUUGAGUCUUUUAUAACAUCUCCUAUUUAUUCAAAUAAUAAAUUUAAUACAUUUUGUAGUGCAGAAAAGUAAGAAUUUGCUUUAGAAAAUGAAGCUUUUAUCAAUGAUGUUUAAAGCAAAGAGGAAUAUAGUAAUUAAAAUGGGCUAAGAAGGAGUAAAAAUCCAUUUUCUUAAGAAUUCAAUGCUAACGAUAAUACAUUUAAUCAAAUAAAUAGUUAAUAGUUAAAUCAACCUUAAUAAUAAGAAUUUCCAUCAUCUUUUGAAAUUAUAAAACAAUCUUUCUCUUCUUAAGAAAAAGAUAUCCUUAAAAAUAUUGGCAUUCUUGAUCAAAAGAUCUAUGAUAAAAAUCAUCCAUAACAAGAGUAGGAAAAUGGAUAUUAAGGUGAAAGAAAUGCAUUUAGAGCUUCUAAGUUUUCUGUAAGCUCAAAUUAAAAUAAAAUUAGAGAGAGGUCUUGUGAGGAUGAGUAAGAAUACUAAUUAAGAUAAAAUGAAGAGGAUUUUUUGCAUGAUUAAUAAGAGAAUUUUGAUUAUAACGAAAUUCAAUAAGAGAAUUAAUAAAAUGAGCUUUCCGAGCAAAGAUUUUAAAAAAGUAAUUUUUAAAAUAAAUAAUAAAAUUAAAAGGAUGAAAAUCAUUUCAUGAAUGGCCUAAUUUAUAAAAGUGAAUAUUAAAUUUAAUAAGAAAGAAAGAAAAAAGAAUAAGAAUUACAAAAAUAAAAGCAAGCUGAGUAAUAAGCUCAGGAAAAAGAACAAUAAGAAUAUGAAAGCUACUAGAUUGAAUUGAAUAAUGAAAAUUAAUAGAUUAUGUUUUUAAAUGUUCAUUAAAGACUUGAAGAAUUUAUUGAAGUAAUGAUUUAGGACUCUAGUCACCUAUCUGAAUCCCAACAACAGCAGCUUAAAGAUAAGCUAUAUGAUAUUAUAAGUAGAAGAGUAAAUGACCUUUUAGCUUCUAUUUUCAAUAAUAAUUUCUCUAUAUGGUUUAGAAGUUGUCAAAUUUAAGAACCAACUCCUUAUCAAAGUGAAUACCUUUAAGAUUUACUGAAUAAAUAUCAAAAACUAUAUAAAAUCUCUCCAGAACAAAUAUCUAAAAUUGACUUGAAUUAAUUUUCUAAAAAAAUUCUUUAAACACCAGAACUUGCCAAAGAAAUAGGUAGACUAAUAGUUAGCAUUAAUUUAAAUUGA